Messenger RNA from Drosophila bipectinata, 783 nucleotides. Its product is annotated as tRNA (guanine(37)-N1)-methyltransferase. Lineage: Eukaryota; Metazoa; Arthropoda; Insecta; Diptera; Drosophilidae. The record is from RefSeq and is a predicted model, not a curated record.
UUAUCGAUUACCUCUGGAAUCUCACCAUUUUGUUUGGCUUUAAAAAGGAAGGAGCAAAUUCUAACGAAUUUCGGAAUUUUUAAAGAUGGGUCGCAACAAGGCGAAUAACAAAAAGGUGGCUCCCGGGGCAGGGAAGCCAAAGACUCCCCUGAACAAGUCCAAGAAGGCCAAAAAUGUGUUCAAGGUGGCCGACAGCAACAAGGGCAAAGGCAAGAAGCCCAAGGAGGUGCAGGGAAAGCUAAAGCAGAUCAAGGAGUCCGUCAAGGCUAAGCAGGAAAAGGUGGAUGCCAGCCUCAAGACGCUGCACAAGGAUCUGGUGGUGAAGAAGCCCAAGGCCGCGGUGGCUCCCAUCAAGAACCAAAAGAAAAAGGCGGGAAAUGCCCAAAAGGUGUCCGACACGCUUGGAAAGCUCAAGUUUUGAGCAAUCAGAAGGCUAUUGAAUUAGUCUGAUUUGCGAUUUACAUAGAAGUAGUUAGUCCCAUUUAUUGUUAAAACUAGAACAAAGAUCAGGCAAAUAUACCCCAUGGCUAUAUCAGCAGUGAUGGGAAGGUCUACCUCCUAGAGAUUUGUACCUUUACCUAUUAGGAAAUUAAUGUUUUAUCCAAAAUAACAAAAAAAAACUACUUGUGUUUAGUUUCCUGCCCCUUUAUACACAUACGAUUUGUAAUAUAUUUUAAAUUCCAUUUAAAAUUGUAUAAUAUUUACAAUGCCUAGGUGUCUCCUUUGACCAUGUCCCAGACCAUGUGUCUUUCCCAUCACUGUGCAUUAGCUGAGUCCCCUAAA